Molecule: messenger RNA, 696 nt
Organism: Botrytis deweyae
Lineage: Eukaryota; Fungi; Ascomycota; Leotiomycetes; Helotiales; Sclerotiniaceae
Exons: 2
Coding region: 1-696 (231 amino acids)
Source: RefSeq, a predicted model, not a curated record
AUGUCAACUCCUGAUACGUCCAUUUUCAAGCCUGCUCUAAUUGUUGUAGAUCUUCAAGAGGAUUUUUUACCUCCAAAUGGUUCUUUAGCUGUGGUCAAUGGUAGAGAUACAAUUCCUAUCAUCAACAGCCUCCUCAGUCUUCCAUUUCACCUUAAGAUCGCCACCAAAGAUUGGCAUCCUUCAAAUCAUACAUCUUUUGCUUCAAACCAUGCAGGUAAACAGCCAUUUGCAGAUUUUACCACGAUCAUCAACCCUUCCAACCCUUCCGAGACUUAUCAAACACGUCUCUGGCCUCCUCAUUGCAUUCAGGAUACGCUCGGCUCCGAGUUCCCAUUUGAACUGGACACAACCAAGUUUACCCAAACUAUUCUCAAGGGACAAAAUCCUGAUGUGGAAAUGUAUUCAGCAUUUUACGAUCCUUUGAAGAGUCCUCGGUGCAGUGACAGUGGAUUGGCAGCCCAUUUAAAAAAUGAGGGCAUAACCCAUGUCUACGUAGUAGGUCUAGCUGCCGAUUAUUGUGUCAAGUGCACUGCCGAGGAUUCCGCGGAGGAAGGUUUCAACACUUUCAUUCUGGAAGAGGGAACUCGGGCUGUUGAUCCUAAAUCAUGGGAGACUAUGAAGCUUGGUUUGAAAGGGGUCAAAGUUGUGAGUGUGAAUGGAGAGGAAGUCAAUCAAGUAAGAAGCUUAGGCAAUUGA